Molecule: messenger RNA, 2175 nt
Organism: Thalassophryne amazonica
Lineage: Eukaryota; Metazoa; Chordata; Actinopteri; Batrachoidiformes; Batrachoididae
Exons: 2
Coding region: 93-848 (251 amino acids)
Source: RefSeq, a predicted model, not a curated record
UGCCAGUGUACAAGGUUAAACCAGAACAUGGUCCAGGAAUAGUCAAAACUUUGCAUCGAGACCAUCUAUUGCCCAUAGGUUACUUGGUCAGGAUGUCUAACCCCCCAGAUGUUGCAGGAACGACUCAGAGACCUGUCACCAGAUCACAACAUCCCCGGCCAUGUCCAAGAACUAAGCUUACUGAUCCAGUUGAAGAAAGUGACACUGUGUCAACAGAUACAGAAUUUGAUACUGUCCAGAAUCCUCAAGGUUUUGUUGUGGAUGAGGUCAGGAAACAAAACGCAUCACCAAAGCAAGAGUCACAAGAGACUGAGAACCGUGGAAGUUCUGAAGAGGAGGAAAGCUCUGGAGAAGACAGUGAAGGCUCUGGAGAGGAGGAAAUUCAACCAGUUAUAGAAUCAGAGAGUGAAGGAUCUUUCAUAGAUGAUACAUCUGCUGUGAUGGAUUCUGAUGCCCAAGAGACAAAUUAUGAUUCGGUAGAAGAUCAGGUUUUAGAAGGGAGAGCAAGCUCACCCUUUUCAACCCAAGUCAGAAGUGAAAGAUCAGUUAAAAGUACAAGAAAUGGGAGUGAAAAGUCCUCCGCUGUCCGAAGAUCUCAGAGAGAACCAAAACCAGCCAUUAGAUUGACCUAUGACAAACCUGGUUACCCAUCUAGUGAGCCAGUGACCAUAAUGCAUCAUGGUAUGGUCAUUCAACUCAAGCUAAACCCACCAGAUCAAACUGGCCCUGAACUGAGACAGAAUCCUAGAACGUCCAAAAGGAUGUCAGGGAACAAACGAAAGAGCACAUGUCGAAGUGAGGAAAAGUGUGAUGAGGACAUCUACACAUUCAGAAGGGGGAGGGUGUAGCCCUGUCUAAAGUCACUGACUACAGUAUAUAAAAUCAGUAACAUAUGUAAAUAGUUGUAGGAUACACCAAAAGUUCAUGAUAUUAAAACUGGUUAGAAGGUGCAUUAGAUACAUUUGAAUAAAUGACAUAUGUACUGUUUAAAAGUUAAGCUACACAUUUCUAAAAUGUGCCAUGGUCCUUUAAAAUCCCGAACUUAGGAGAAUAUGAGUUUGUUUGAGCAAAAAGUCUGUGCAAUCUAACCUGUUAACAAUUUAAUGUCAGUCAGUUUGUUUUAAGUAUUGCUAUUGGAUUUUACUGAAGUAACAGCCAAUCCCAAGAUGUUUCCUGGAAAAAGGGGGCAGAACAAGUGACGUGAGCCAGAGUGUAGUUUGCCAGAAGUCCUGAGGGUGAGAGGAAAAGAGUCAAUCGGUGUAACAGAGCGUGCUUCAGGUUUUAUCUGCACGGUCGACUAUUCGUGGGCCUGAUAAUAACUUGUUUGUAACUUAAAGGAGACGUGGAGAGAGAGGUUUGGAGCGGUUGUCCCAGUCUUCCCAGUGGAUGGACUCUGCUGUUUGUCCUGGUGCUGUUUCGUGUUCCUCCUUCCUGGUGGUUCCUGAGGUCCCGACAGCUCCGGUGGUUCCUGGAACUCGAUGCUUUGCUCUUACUGCCAUUGCCUUGGUGACUGUUAGCUUCCCUAUAAAUUCAUUCGGGAUUCGUGAGUAUUAAGUAAAUCCACUGAACUGCACGUGCGUUUUUUUUUGCUCUGCUUGGGUCAGGGUGAAGUGGCCAAAAAAGUUUUAGGCUCCAUCGCACCCUAGCUUCAGCUCAGGCCUGCAACUUUUGAGUAAGGAGAGUGUGUGUGUGUGUGGGUACCCUGAGGAUAGGAGGUUAUUGAGUUUUUUUUCUUUCAUGUCUUAUGGUGCUAAACCAGGUUAAAGAGUAAUUUUCGUUUCCUUGGUUUUAAAGAAAGACAGGUCAUUGUAUAUUGUAGUAGGUUAAGACCCGGAAGUAAAUGUCCUUUCAUAUAAAGGGUAAAAGUUGUUUUGUUUUGUUGUGGGUUACUAACGAGAAAAAAAACUUGGAACACAGAAACCUCCAUUCAACUUACACAGUUUUUGGUUAUAACAUGUUUAUUUUUGUUUAUGCUAAUUUUACUUUAACCAAAUUAUUGUUUUGUCCCUUCAAAGGAUGUAAAUAAAUUGCCUGUACAAGGGUUUUGUAUUCAAAGUACUGUGGUACAGUGUCCUUAUUAAUGUUGUAGAAAAAUUUGGAGUUCAAGAUUUAGUGAAAGUUAAAGGGAGGUAUCUUACAGGGUAAUAAAACGUAAAACGGUUUAAUUAACGAACU